Molecule: messenger RNA, 408 nt
Organism: Dovyalis caffra
Lineage: Eukaryota; Viridiplantae; Streptophyta; Magnoliopsida; Malpighiales; Salicaceae
Source: the annotation of a GenBank genome assembly
AUGCUUCGCUCGACACCGGAAGAGAGUAAGCCAGCUUUAAUAAGAAAAAAAGCCGAGCCUGCUUAUGGGGCCCGGCGCAAGACUGCCUUUUCGAUUUGUUGCAGGCUAAAGGCUAGAACUCCUGCUGUAAGACUCGGCUGCUUUUUCCGCCGAACGUGGGUUAGGCCUGACCUUUGCUUCGAGACACAGAGCUCUUUGGACAAAUCUAUUCUAUUCAGGAAUCCACUCUGUGAGCGGGCUGUUCUAUUGAGACCAGUGUCACCACCUCAAGCGACAGGACGUUUCUUUCUAUACGCAAUUCAAAGGGAGAAGCACACCCGAAGCCAAAGAGUAGGGGGCAGCAGCUCUUAUCUUAGAAGAGCCAGGGAGCGCUACAAGUGGGCCCCCCAUUACUGGAAGAAAGCAUAG